GGUACCGGCCAUGUUGACAACAAAUAAAUGACACCUCGCAUCAAAGUUACGAAUAAUUGUAUCUCUGCAAACUAUGGCCUUUAGAUUGUAAACUGAAAUGUUUUAGAAAAUUGAUUGUCCAUAUAGUGCCAAUGGCAUCUCUGAGCUCAGGGUCAGCUAGAGAGAGCAAGGCUGGGUUUUGGAAAAAGAACACCAGUGUUCCCGGAAGUAUCAAACCAGUGUAUGGGGCUCAGCAUCCUCCUCCACAAACUGACAUCACGUCACCUGGUUGGCCAGUGAAGAAAGAUGACAAGGGAAAGAGCGGUAAACGAGACCCGUUCCACGAUUUUGAGAACAAGACCUCUGAUGCCUGGGACGAUGGCGACGAUGACCUCAUUCAGAUGGCCAGUCUCAAGAUGUCGCUACGAGAUGUGCAGACGUCGGCCAAGGUGGUCCUAGACAAUCAUAGCAAGAGAGCAAAUUCCCAGCAGCAGCAACAUCCUGUGAGGGGAUCUUCAUCUGCGAACUCUGUACAUACAGAUGAAAGCUCCUCGUCAGCGCAGCAGCAGUCCCAUCCCCCCACUCAACCCUCCCCUCCUCACCACCACCCGAGCGGGCCAGGCCUCGGGGUGAGACUCAACAGUGGGGGCUACCAGCCCCCCAAGAUGACCUCUAUACGAUACGUCACAAACAAGACUCCCGACCGCGAGGCAGCCCGCAUGGAGAAAUUCAAAGCAGUUUUCACCGAGCCAUCGUUAGACCUGACGGAACUUCGUAAACUCUGCUGGUCAGGGAUUCCUAAAUCCGUCCGUCCAACUGCAUGGAAAAUUCUCUCUGGUUACCUCCCCACAGCAGCAGACAGAAGGCAGGAGACUCUAGAACGCAAACGCAAGGAAUACUUCAGCUAUAUAGAUCAGUAUUACGAAACGAGGUAUCAAGACCAGCACGAGGAAACCUUCAGACAGAUUCACAUCGACAUCCCCCGCAUGAACCCACUAAUCCCCAUAUUUCAGCAGCUCAUAGUUCAGGAAAUAUUUGAGAGAAUCUUGUUUAUUUGGGCAAUCCGGCACCCGGCGAGUGGCUACGUACAGGGCAUCAAUGACCUGGUGACUCCUUUCUUUGUGGUGUUCCUCUCAGAGUACAUUGAGAAUGACAUUGAGGUGGAGAACUGUGACCUGGGCCAACUGCCCCAGUCCACGCGGAACCUCAUCGAAGCCGACAGUUUUUGGUGCAUGUCCAAACUCCUGGACGGUAUCCAGGACAACUAUACCUUUGCUCAGCCGGGCAUUCAGAUGAAGAUCAACGCCCUGAGUGAGCUCAUCAAGAGGAUAGAUGCCCCGCUCCACGCUCAUCUGGAGCGGCACGAUGUGCAGUUUCUGCAGUUCUCGUUCCGCUGGAUGAACAACCUCCUAAUGCGGGAGAUCCCGCUGCGCUGCACCAUCCGCUUGUGGGACACCUACCAGGCCGAGCUCAACGGCUUUGCCGACUUUCACCUCUACGUGUGUGCCGCUUUCCUCAAGAGGUUCUCCGAGGAUGCGCUACGAGAAAAUGAUUUUCAGGGCAUUCUGAUGCUGCUGCAGAACCUGCCCACGCUGCACUGGCGGGACAAGGAGAUCAGCGAGCUGCUGGCCGAGGCCUUCAAACUCAAGUACAUGUUUGCCGACGCACCCAGACACCUGCUGCACAAGUCUUGACCACCGCACGGGACUCGUGACGGGAGCUUCACAACGGGGAGUGGGGGGAUUGGGAGGAGGAGGCGGCGGAGGAGGAUGAAAUGGACGAGGGUGAGAGAGGAUUGAAGAAAGGGUGAGAAGGGAGUGUGGAAAUAAUAUGGUUGGCGUAUUAAUCAGAUGUUUUGGGUGCUUGGGGAGGGACAAUUUGGUUCAGGGGCUGGGGGUGGUUUUAUUUUGGAUGUUACAUAAGUGCGUAUUGAGUGCUAAGUGUAAGGCGCCGUCAUAAGUCACUUUUUAUAUGUGGUGUAUAGCGGAAUUUUACACUUAGCAGACGGUGUGUUGUUGUAUGUGUGUGAAGGGAGUGGUGAACGAGUUGAAAGUAAACGGGAGGGGGGGGGGGGGGGGGAGGGAGAAUAAUGAAGAGGUUGAUGUAAAUGAGGUUUUGGGGUGGUGGUUACAAAAGGGAAGGGAUUUUUAAAAAUUACUUGGGGGGGGGUGGGGGGGGGAGGGGGGAUAGGGGGUGCUCUUCUUGUCUCAAAGAAUGGGGAGGGAUAUAAUUUAUAAUUUACCUGUAAUCAUAGGAUGGAUCUGUUUUGAGAGUGAAAGCUCAAGGGCUGGGGUGGGGCAAGGUUAUAGUUGAGAAAAGAAGGAAAUAAUGAUUGAUGGGGGGAAGGGGGGGGGAUAGUGGUGAGAAGAAGAAAAAGAGAUUAUGAAGAGAGAGAAAAAAAAAGAUGAUGGAAGUUGAGGUAUUGGAAGACACUGUUCUCUGUAUAUAAUACAUCAUGCAAGUGUGUAUCAAGUAGGUUAGAAUGUAAGGUUGGUAUGGUCUCUUCCAUCGUGGGAGUUUAUGGGGGUUUGAUGCUUUUUAGAAGCGUCUGCACUUUUUGUAGGGCUUGCUUUAUUUUUUCUGAUUCUCGUUUUUCUUUUAUGAGUAAUGUGAGGAUGGAGAUUGCAAGUUUUGGGGUAGUAGCUAGUUCUCAGGGGAAACAAUGUUAGUCAAUCUCAGCUUUUUUGUGAGCUGGCAAGGAGCUCUGGCAUAGUGCAAUGUGGAUGGAUGUGUGUCAUGGAUGUGUAUCACACAGGUAUGUGUGUGUGUGUUUGGACUUGCGUGUUCGUUUGUGAGCAUUCAGACAUUCUAUCACCCCGUGUCAUAGAAUAGUGUCAUAAUGAAUUUUUAUUUGUGAAAUGAAUUAGAGCACUGUUCGAUGGCUAUGUCUGCGAUGUGAUUCUGUGUGUGUGUGCGUGCGUGCGUGCUUGCGUGCGUGUAUAUGUGAACGAGACGGGUUACUUUUGGUGGGAGUCGCAACCAUGUUACGAGAGUGAAAUAAAGCAGUACUUCUUUGUGAGGUGAAUAUACUUCUGUAGUUGCGUAAAGUCGUUUUCUGGAUGAUUAGGACUAAGGAUGAGUCCAAACUGUACCCUGCUGGACACCCUACGGGACAAACACCAAUGGAUUCUAAGAAGUUAAAGCGCAGCAGUGUCUUGCUUUUCAAAACCAAGUGAGGUGAACAGCUGUCUUCUGAACACGGACAUGAGCGGAUGUUGGCACGCUGGUUUUGAAGGACAGUUCACUCUGUCUCUUUUCAUCCAUCAGUGAUUGUGCUGUAGCAUUUAGUUAGGUAGUACUAAAGAGAAAAACCUUACAAUUAAUGAAUGUUUUGCAGGGGAGUCUCAAAUUUUGUGAUGGUGACUCUGAAGAUGAACGCUAUUGAAAUAGUUUGACUAAGACGCUCUGGAACAAGGAUUCCAGGUACAUGGUUUGACAUAUCCACUAAUUGUAUGGUGUUUGAGGGUUCUCAAAAGCAUGGAUGAGCUUUGCCGAUGUGAGCUGUACAUUGCUUUGUAAUUAAUUGUCCGAGUGGACGACGUUCCUGGAAAAUGGCUGUGCUAUCUCUUCUGUCCGUAAUGAAUGGUGAGCGCUAAUGUUUCAUGAUGUUGUGACUUGCUUGUCAUGGGAGGGAUGGAGAUUGUGUGUACAAGUGUUUGAUUUUCAUAUAGUCACCGUGCGUUGGCUCUAUGUUUUGUUGAGAUGAAGAAGAUUAGUUUUUUUCACUGCGUGGGUGAAUGAAGGGCUUCAGCUGUUUGGUGAUAACUUUUCAGGAUGUUUGCCUGAUAUCAAUAUUUUUUUGGGUCUUAUUUGAAAAAAA
Messenger RNA from Aplysia californica (California sea hare), 3799 nucleotides. RefSeq names its product TBC1 domain family member 22B. Gene Ontology annotation, molecular function: GTPase activator activity. The record is from RefSeq and is a predicted model, not a curated record. Bases 132 to 1673 code for a protein of 513 amino acids. Gene Ontology annotation, biological process: activation of GTPase activity. The transcript is spliced from 11 exons. Lineage: Eukaryota; Metazoa; Mollusca; Gastropoda; Aplysiida; Aplysiidae.